CCUUAAAAACAAUCAAUAAAAAAAGGAGGAGAUUUGAAUUAAAAUAAAUAAAUAGAAACAAAUUGGUGAUAUUACACUUGUAAAGUGCUCAGCAUCUGACUAGCUGCCGUGCGUUGCUGGGUGAUCCCGUCAGUGACACGCGGGUUAUAAAUACUGCCCGCAAGUCCCGCCUACUGCCAGCGGCUGUUUGUUUUUUUUUGACUGGGGUUAAAUCGGUUCCAGUCUCCUGUUUCAUCGAGUGAAUGAAGAAACCCCUCCCACAACCAGGAUGUUGUUUUUGGCCAUGUCAGGCCAAACUGGUGCCCGACGAGUUGUGACUGCGGCUCGAGGGAGAUUUACGAAGGAUGGCAGGUGCCUGUUUACAUGUUGGCCAGAACUUGUUUACCGGAAUAGUAACCAGUACUCGUCCAACCAUCACAGAUGUUUAAGUACCACAGCUGCUCACUGGAACGCUUCAUCAUCACCGACAGCCAAUCAGAAAACCCCGUGCUACAGUUAUAUUGUUGUUGGGGCAGGGUCAGCGGGCUGCGUCCUCGCCAACCGUCUCAGUGAGGACGCCCAUGAGUCUGUGCUGCAGCUGGAGGCUGGGCCUAAGGACAUGCUGCUAGGCAUAAAAAGACUCUCAUGGAAGAUCCACAUGCCAGCUGCACUGACCUACAACCUCUGCGAUGACAAGUAUAACUGGUACUACCACACUGAACAUCAGGCUAACAUGGACAACCGGGUGUUGUACUGGCCGAGGGGCCGCGUCUGGGGCGGGUCCUCUUCACUUAACGCCAUGGUGUACAUCCGCGGACACGCUGAAGACUACAACCGCUGGCAGAGGGAGGGGGCCGAGGGCUGGGACUACGAACACUGUCUGCCUUACUUUAGGAAAGCUCAGUGUCAUGAGCUGGGAGAAAACAGGUACCGGGGAGGCAGUGGACCUCUUCACGUGUCCAGAGGGAAGACCGACCACCCCCUGCACAAAGCCUUUAUUGAGGCGGGGCAGCAGGCAGGAUACCCCUUCACUGACGACAUGAACGGAGAGCAACAGGAGGGCCUGGGCUGGAUGGACAUGACCGUUCAUAAAGGAAAGAGAUGGAGCACAGCCAGCGCCUACCUGAGGCCCGCCCUGGGUCGGCCCAACCUGACGACAGAGGUUCGCUGCCUGACCACCAAGAUACUGUUUGAUGGCAAUCGAGCCGUUGGCGUGGAGUACACACAGGAUGGACAAAAGAAAAGGGCAUAUGCAGAAAAAGAGGUGAUAUUAAGUGGAGGAGCCAUCAACUCCCCUCAGCUACUCAUGCUGUCUGGGGUGGGGAAUGCUGAUGACCUGAAACAACACGGCAUCCCUGUGGUCCAGCACUUGCCAGGUGUUGGCAGUAACCUGCAGGAUCAUUUGGAGCUGUACGUCCAGCAGCAGUGCACUCAGCCCAUCUCCCUCUACAAGGCACAGAAACCUUUCCACAUGGUCAAGAUAGGCCUGGAGUGGCUCACCAUGUUCACUGGUUAUGGAGCAACAUCCCACUUGGAGAGCGGGGGGUUCAUCCGCAGUCGUCCAAAAGUCACACACCCAGACAUCCAGUUUCACUUCCUGCCAUCGCAGGUCAUCGACCACGGGCGAGUUGCCUCCAAGAUCGAGGCAUAUCAGGUUCAUGUGGGAACAAUGAGGAGCACCAGUAUCGGCUGGAUGAAGCUGAAGAGCGCCAACCCUUUGGAUCACCCCAUUCUCCAGCCAAACUAUCUCUCCACCGACAUUGAUGUGUUGGAGUUCAGGCAGUGUGUCAAGCUCUCCAGAGAGAUUUUUGCCCAGAAGGCCUUCGAAUCAUUCCGCGGUCCCGAAGUCCAGCCUGGUCCCGAGGUCCAAUCCGACUCCGAAAUCGACGCUUUUGUGCGGCGCAAAGCUGACAGCGCCUACCACCCGUCCUGCACCUGUAAGAUGGGCUCGCCCUCCGACCCCAUGGCCGUGGUCGACUCCAACACGCGUGUCAUGGGGCUGGAGAGACUGCGCGUGAUCGAUGCCUCCAUCAUGCCCAGCAUCGUCAGCGGCAACCUGAACGCUCCGACCAUCAUGUUGGCGGAGAAGGCUGCUGACAUCAUCAGAGGUCGUCCUCCUCUCGCGGACCCCGGGGUUCCUGUGUACCGACCGCCGACACUCGACACACAAAGAUGAACAGAGUGAAGGGUAACAGCAAAAUACACCAUCAGGUGACAACAGCAGUAAACAGCUUGUUGUGUGUUAGAUCAGGAUCAUCGGCCUUGUAGAUGAAUAAUGGGAGUGUGUUGCACUUGAUGUGCACACACAAGGUCAGUUUGAUGUGUAGUCACAGGUGAACAAUAAUUAUGAGGGCUGAUCUAUGCUAUCUUAAUUCAAAGCCAUAAGGGUGUAAAACAAAUUGUCAAUUUUAGCAGUUUACAUAGUUCAUGUUCUUACUUUUAAAAUGACAUAUGUAUUUAAUUACAUUUGAGCUAAUAUGAGUCACAGUUUUCCCUCAUGUUUAUAAGGGCAGCUGCGUGCUGGCACUUCAUGGUUGAAACACAUGGUUGCUGGGAAAGAUGCCUGGCAUUACCUUGUUAACACUAUAUUAACUUUGAAUUGGUUUCGGUAUGUGAGAAGUUCACAUAUCUUACGCUUACACAACACCCCAUGGUAUUGUAAGCUUAAUAAUAACCUAACCCUCCUUAUCAUAAAAAAACACUUCAAUCAUCACACUCUAUUUUCCAACACUAGGGCUUAGCCUGUAAAAAGUGUUGACAGAACAAAGUUAUUUCUUUUCGUCAGUCUCGUAUAUUAUAUCUUUUUGGCCACAUCAAGAGUGUCGUUUGAGUCAUGAUUACUCUUGUCUGGCUGUUAAUCAGCAGACUGUCAGCCCAGCACAUUUUCUGUUUAAUCUAUUCUGUGAGUUCAGCCGUCACCAUGGUAACAUUCCUCUUCCUUCCUGGAAACUAGCUGAUUCAACAGUUCUACGAAAUGCUGUUUUUGUUGCACCUAUUUGAACUGUUAGUAAAGCUGAAAACUAGGGCAGCUUCAUCCAGGAUUUAUUUAAGUGAUUAGCCAAUGUUAAGGUUUUUUAACUAUAUUUUGAUGCCAGUACUUUUACUUAAGCAUUUUUACAAUUUUGUAUUGCUACCUUUACUUUAUAAAAAGACAGUAUAAAAGACAAAUAGAGUACUUUUUCUACCCCUGUCCCAGAGUUGCUGGCACAGCAGCGACCCACUUGAAUAUGAAGUCUUAAGCAAACAGCUUUGUGUUGCCUUCCGUUCAGGGCAGUCUGUUUAAUUUUACUAACCUGCAAAUUAUAGCUUAGCAUAUGUUGCUAAUGAUUGUGUCUUAAAAUGCUUUUUAUGGCAACUACUGUAUACACUAAAAACUUGUUGAAACUGAAAAAAAGCGUAUACAAUAAUCUUUAUACAUUUUAUCUCAAUGUAGCGUGUUUACAAAUAAGCUUUUGAAGAUCAAUAAGUAUUAUUGAUAAUACUAUAUGUGCCUGUUUGUUGAAUUACUUUUGAUGUAUAGUGUGUUACUGAUAUACAUUUUAGAAUCGGCUUCACUGAAAAUCGUCCUUAAAUUCAUGCAUGAAGUGCUGAUUUUAAUUAAAUAUGCGUUUUUAGUUUUUAGCUGUGAUGGAAACAGCCGAGUGCUACAAUGAAUUACAAUGUGUCUUAUUGAGCUUUGCACUAUACUCUAUACUAUGAAGUAACAUUACAGUGUUUACACUAUGAGCUGUGUUUACUAAAUGUUGGAAUCAUGUGUGUCCUAAUGAAGGAUUUUUAAGGGAACAUUAUUGUGAACGUUCUUUAUAUUUGUAUUCUUCUUAUAAUGAUUGUAAACAAACACAAGAGCCACCCUAACUUUAUCCUCUUGACUUUAUUCAGUGAUCCUUACAAAAAAUCUCAGCAGGUUCAUCGUCAAGAAUUAAAAUGUACAAAACAGGGUGUUUGAUUUUCAUUGGUACAAAAUCUAUAAGGUACUAGAACUUAUGCUACAAGUAGAUAGAGCUAUAUUGUUUAAUUUCCAUACAACAAAUGGGUAGAAAGCAGAAAUGUGUAUCACUUUGUUUUUUACAAACACUGUACAGAUUGUAUACAUGUUGUCAUUCCAUGGACAUUUGUAUGGCAGUGGAACAGUAGAAAAUAAUAAAGCCUUCAGUUGGACAACGA
Messenger RNA from Trematomus bernacchii (emerald rockcod), 4143 nucleotides. RefSeq names its product choline dehydrogenase (gene chdh). The record is from RefSeq and is a predicted model, not a curated record. Gene Ontology annotation, molecular function: choline dehydrogenase activity; flavin adenine dinucleotide binding. Bases 269 to 2155 code for a protein of 628 amino acids. The transcript has 10 exons. Gene Ontology annotation, cellular component: mitochondrial inner membrane. Lineage: Eukaryota; Metazoa; Chordata; Actinopteri; Perciformes; Nototheniidae.